AUGAGCUCCUGCUCUCACUCUCAGCAAUGCCAGUCUUGCCGGCCCAAAGGGGAUGCCAGCCACCCUUACUACACCUGGAUCUCCUCGUCCCAGCCGGGGUCACUUACUUCCCCAAGCCUUUACUCUAAUUGCCACCUACAGAGUCCAGGAAAGCUCCAGCCAAGCACAGCAAUUUCUCCUGCUCCUUCAUCCAUGGAUAAAUUUAUUCAAGAUACUCCUGAUUCUGCCACUAGCCCUACUUCAAAUAGCCUUUCCUCCCAGAACAAACCCAAGACCCAUCAGGGAAAAGACCAAAGCCCAGUCAAAAAACCUAAGAUGAGGACAGUGUUCUCUCAGGCUCAACUGAAUGUACUCAACAGCAGAUUUGUGGAGCAGAAAUACCUAAGCCCACAGCAGAUCCGAAAUGUGGCUGAGAACUUGAACCUUACUUACAAACAGGUCAAGACCUGGUUUCAGAACCAGAGAAUGAAAUCAAAGAGAUGGCAGAAAGAUAGCAUGUGGUCAAAGAAUGGCAACCGUAAUGUUCAGAAUGGAUCAGCUCUUGGGGAAUACAUAAGUCUCUACUCUCUAUUUCACCAGGACUAUAUGGUUAGUUCUUCUGGAACCCUUCCAGUAUGGAGCAACCAGACUUGGAAUAAUCAGUUCCAGAAUAGUGGUGAGAGCUCCUAUCAGCAUCAGAUAUUUCAGCACUCUUACCCUGCCAGUGACUUGGGGACUACCUUUGGAAAUAAUACUAGUGGGGCUUAUCCCAUGAAAUCACAGACUUCUAUGAGUUUUAAUACCCCCCACCCCAUGGAAUAUCUCCCAAGCUACUCUAUGAACAUGCAACUGACCCACAGCAAGUCAGAAGAGGACUAUGAUUAUCGGCAGGCCAGUGAUGCUCAAACGCAAUUCUUAGAUCCCAUUGGGGUACCUGUAUUCCUGUCAUAA
Gracilinanus agilis (Agile Gracile Mouse Opossum) is the source of this 930-nucleotide messenger RNA. RefSeq names its product homeobox protein NANOG-like. Gene Ontology annotation, biological process: regulation of transcription by RNA polymerase II. The record is from RefSeq and is a predicted model, not a curated record. Gene Ontology annotation, molecular function: DNA-binding transcription factor activity, RNA polymerase II-specific; RNA polymerase II cis-regulatory region sequence-specific DNA binding. NCBI's taxonomy places the organism in Eukaryota, Metazoa, Chordata, Mammalia, Didelphimorphia, Didelphidae.